Messenger RNA from Oryza sativa Japonica Group (Japanese rice), 1176 nucleotides. RefSeq names its product protein CHROMATIN REMODELING 35. NCBI's taxonomy places the organism in Eukaryota, Viridiplantae, Streptophyta, Magnoliopsida, Poales, Poaceae. The record is from RefSeq and is a predicted model, not a curated record. Gene Ontology annotation, biological process: gene silencing by siRNA-directed DNA methylation. Gene Ontology annotation, molecular function: DNA binding; ATP binding; hydrolase activity.
UAACCACUAGAAUGGAUGCAAAAACAGAAGGACAGCUCAGCAAUAAUAGUUCUUGAUUCCGAUGAUGAGGACGAAUACACGGAAGGAUGUGAACAGCUCACAUCUGAGAACAAUAAAGAACAGGCACCAUCUGGACCCACUAGUCCUUACACGACAUGGAUUGUAUCCAGCACGAAAGACCAAGUAAAUGGAACCUUGCAUGUUGAUGGAGUCCAAAGCACUCAAAUUGUUCCAUAUGGUCAAAAUGCACCGUUAAUAAAUCAGUUCCCUUUGCAAACCAGCUGGCAACCAUCUAUCCAAUAUGAAAGGGUUAUAUUGCAGAAAAGACCUGAGGAGCAACGCGUUCAAGAUCUGGUGGCAGCAAGCCAUGCAGAGAAGAUAGCAGAAACACAAGUUCUCCUUACUCUUCCUACUCUUCCUACUGAGAGAAAACGAAGGAAAACAGAACCCACCACCCUGGUAGAUGUUGAUGGUGGAACUAACCUAGGAAAAAGAAAAAGGAAAAAUCAUCAAAAUCAAGCAGCAGUUGAUUCAAACUUGGAUUUGCAACAAAAUGAUGUUCCUUCACAAAGCUACAGGACUAUGAUAGAAGAGGAGAAACCUGUAAAAGAAAGUGAAGGUCUCGAGGAUCUUUGGAAAGAUUUUUCAUUGGCUGCUGAAUGUACAAAGCUUGAUACAAAUGAAGACAUGUCCAAUGAAAAAGAUGUGGAUGAUGAAAAUGAGAUGGAUGAUGACUGCAAUCAUGACAUUCGGAUUCAUGAAGAUCUAGGCCACGUAUGCCGUAUUUGUGGCAUGAUUGUUAGAAAGGCUGAAACAAUAAUUGAUUAUCAGUGGAAAAAGGCUUCAAGGACAAGAACAAAUUACUAUGAAUCACGUUCAAAGGAUGCUGAUGAGAUUGAUACUGGUGCUGUUAAAGUUUCCGAAGAUUUCAUUGUCUCUGAUAUUGCCAUUCAUCCAAGACAUGCGAAGCAAAUGAGACCACAUCAGUUGGAAGGAUUCAGCUUCCUGGUCAAGAAUCUAGUCGGAGACAAACCUGGAGGUUGCAUUCUAGCUCAUGCUCCUGGUUCAGGGAAGACAUUUAUGCUCAUAAGUUUCAUUCAAAGCUUCUUAGCAAAGUAUCCUUCUGCAAGGCCCCUUGUAGUGCUUCCGAAAGGGAUUGGGAUGUUUUCAAUGUAA